AUGCACAGACCCCAAGUUCGAGCUGUAGCACCACAUAAAGUGGAGUAUGGUGGCCACACUGGGGUGAGGCCCUCACUUCUUCCAGCGACUAGCACUGUGCUAGCCGUCCACACCACGGCCUCCACCUCUGAGCUUGCCUCUACCUAUUCUGCCCUCAUCCUCCACCAUGGCAAGGUGGUGGUCAUGGAGGAUAAGAUCAACGCCCUCAUUAGUGCAGCUGGCAUCAAUGCUGAACCUUUCUGGGCUGGCUUGUUUGCAAAGGGCCUCGCCAAUGUCAGCACUGGGAGUCUCAAAUGCAAGGUAGGGGCUGAAGCCGCACCAGCAGGCGGUCCUGCCUUCUCCACCACUGCUGCCCCCACUGCGGAGAAGAAAGUGGAAGAAAAGAAGGAAGACUCCGAGGCUUCUGAUGACGACAUGGGCUUUGGUGUUGUUCACUAAAUAUUUUGUUAACAUGCCCAAUAAAAAGAUGAACCUGUAAAAAAAAAUGA
This is a messenger RNA of Alexandromys fortis (reed vole), 488 nucleotides long. Its product is annotated as 60S acidic ribosomal protein P1-like. Lineage: Eukaryota; Metazoa; Chordata; Mammalia; Rodentia; Cricetidae. The transcript is spliced from 2 exons. Gene Ontology annotation, cellular component: cytosolic large ribosomal subunit. Gene Ontology annotation, molecular function: protein kinase activator activity; ribonucleoprotein complex binding; structural constituent of ribosome. Gene Ontology annotation, biological process: cytoplasmic translation. The record is from RefSeq and is a predicted model, not a curated record. Bases 1 to 438 code for a protein of 145 amino acids.